AUGACGGCCGUGUUGCCUAACCAGGAGACGGUCACCACCCCGGACCUCAGCAGCCUCUCCUCCCCCCUCAUCGACACCGAGAGGAACCUGGGUCUGCUGCUUGGCCUCCACGCCUCCUACCUGGCCAAGAGCACCCCCCUGUCCCCCAUGGAGAUCGAAUGUGCCAAAUGGCUCCAGUCGUCCAUAUUCUCGGGGGGGCUGCAGACGAGUCAGAUCCACUACAACUACAACGAGGAGAAGGAUGAGGACCACUGCAGCUCCCUGGGGACGACCACCCCGGACAAAGCCAAGAUGUACUCCCGCAGAAUCACCCUGAGUGACCACGCUCAGCCCUUCCUGCAGGCCAUCGCUGACAACAACACUCAGGACCACACUGUCAAGGAUCUUAGCAGCACUGUUCUGUACGUAUUGGAGCUUCUGAAGGCUCCUGCUAGGAGUCCCGAUGAGGAGAGCGUUGCAGUAAUCGAGCCUUGA
Molecule: messenger RNA, 474 nt
Organism: Notothenia coriiceps (black rockcod)
Lineage: Eukaryota; Metazoa; Chordata; Actinopteri; Perciformes; Nototheniidae
Product: putative HERC2-like protein 3
Exons: 4
Coding region: 1-474 (157 amino acids)
Source: RefSeq, a predicted model, not a curated record